Messenger RNA from Teleopsis dalmanni, 3256 nucleotides. It is a transcript of the gene TTLL5, whose product is annotated as tubulin polyglutamylase ttll6. Gene Ontology annotation, cellular component: cilium. NCBI's taxonomy places the organism in Eukaryota, Metazoa, Arthropoda, Insecta, Diptera, Diopsidae. The record is from RefSeq and is a predicted model, not a curated record. The coding region runs from base 223 to 2889 and encodes 888 amino acids. Gene Ontology annotation, biological process: protein polyglutamylation; microtubule cytoskeleton organization. The transcript is spliced from 5 exons. Gene Ontology annotation, molecular function: tubulin-glutamic acid ligase activity; tubulin binding.
UUGAUAAUCCAAAUUCUUAUGUCGUCACAUUUAUUUCAAAAAUUUUAAGUCUAGAAGAGAUAAAUAUAAAUUAGCAUUUUCCAUUAACCGCGUUUCGUAUAUAGAAAGGAGUGACACCCUGCAGUUACUUUUCUAUUUUAUAGAGAGCAAAAAAAUUGUAUCCAAUAAUCCUUUGCAGAUUCGUUAUGCCAACUUCUGAUAACAAAAUUAUUUCCGCUCACAAUGGCACAUAGAGAUAGAUUUCUGAAGAAAGCAAAAUUUAUCAAGGAUGAUGAAAUUAUAAAGUCAAGAAAUAAAUUCAUUCGUUCAAGGAUACGAGUUGAGAAUUUGAAAAAAGUUUUAUUGUCUAAACGAAAUAGCGAAACUGAGGUAGUUGACAGUGAAUGGGUUGCAAGUGGAAAAUUAGGAACACGCGAUGCUGUUCUCAAGUUUCGUACCAACAUCCUCAAUUCAGACAUUUCCGCUACAUCAGAAAUUCAAGAUUCAAAUUCAGACAACAACGCAGCUGAUUCCAAGAAUCCCGUCAGCGGUUCAUCAACCACUCCUCAGUUAUUUGAUGGUCGAGGUCGAAGCAACAGCAUAGUUACAAAAUCCGCAAAAGAAUCUGCUGAGUCUGAGGAUACUGAAGCGGAUUUAAAUGAGUCGGGAGAUUUCCAAUGUGAUUCAGAGUAUUCAAAUCAUGAAGCUGAUGAGGGUAAUAUCGACUUGCCAUAUUCGAGAACGAUGCCUGCACACGUACUUAAAAUAACGUAUAAGUUUAUGCAAACGGAGACCAGAUUAAUUAGGAAGAUUUUUAAUAGACAUGGUUUAACUGAAGUACAAAAAGAUGAAAAUUUUAGUAUACUAUGGACUGGUGUUCAUAUAAAGCCAGAUAUUCUUCGAAAUCUGGCACCAUACCAAAGAGUUAAUCACUUUCCACGAUCGUAUGAGUUGACCAGAAAAGAUCGUCUUUACAAAAAUAUUGUACACCUUCAACAUUUGCAUGGAUUUAGAAGUUUCGAUUUCGUGCCUCAGUCUUACAUGUUACCGAAGGAGUUAAAGGAGUUGGCAUCGGCACAUAAUAAACAGAAAGGUCCGUGGAUUGUUAAACCAGCGGCUUCAAGUAGAGGACGAGGAAUUUAUAUAGUCAAUGCACCUGAUCAGAUAGAUAUGGAUGAACCGGUAAUUGUAUCUAGAUAUAUAGUAGAUACGUUAUGCAUUGAUGGUCAUAAAUGUGAUAUACGUAUAUACGUGUUAGUAACAUCAUUCGACCCGCUCGUUAUAUAUAUCUACGAAGAAGGGUUAGUUCGUUUAGCAACAGUAAAAUAUGAUCGUAGGGAAGCACAUUUAUGGAAUCCAUGCAUGCAUCUUUGUAAUUAUAGUAUCAACAAAUAUCAUAUGGAUUAUAUAAAGCCAAAUGAUGACACCGAGGAAGAUAUUGGUCAUAAAUGGACAUUGUCGGCACUAUUGAGGCAUUUAAGAGUUCAAGGGCACAAUGUUCCACAGCUGAUGGCUAAUAUUGAGGAUCUUAUAAUUAAAUCGAUACUUGCCUGUUCACAAACUGUAAUUGCAGCUUGUCGUAUGUUUGUGCCAAGCGGUAAUAACUGUUUUGAGCUUUAUGGAUUUGAUAUUCUUGUGGAUAAUUCGUUGAAACCGUGGUUGCUUGAAGUGAAUCUUUCGCCAUCAAUGGGUGUUGAUAGUGGUCUUGAUACUCGUGUUAAAGCUUGUCUUUUAACGGAUCUAUUGACCUGUGUCGGAAUACCUGCAUUUAGUACCUCAACACGUGAUACCUUUGACAAAAAGUGGACUCGAUUCCGAAGUAUAAACUUUGGGAAACGUACUAGUUCUGCUGAUUCCGGUAACAAACGCCCAAGUGUUAGUGGAAGUCAAAAUCUUCAUCCGUUGACUACGGAAGAACAACGAAUCGUUCGUAAUGCUUGCAUGCAAAAUGCCCGACGUGGUGGAUUUGUGCGCAUAUUUCCAGCAGAAGACACUAUGCAACGUUACGGACACUAUUUGGAUACUACAACUGGAAUACCUCUUUCAACUUCUGUUGCACCAGGUCAAAAUUUAUGCCCUAUGGUAUUACCACAUAACUACAAUCAAGUUUUGUUUGAUAAUUUAUAUGGGAAAAAUGCUGUUAAUAAGGGAGCAAAAGAAGGUAAUUCAGCAAAGCAGCGAUAUGCACAGUAUGAAAGGGCCUUGGCAAACUCUACUCGUAUCGUAUUCUGUAAAAAAAAUAUAGAAAAAUCAGAGGAAUUAUGUAAAAAUUUGCGAGCUGAAAUUCUCUCUUACAUUAACAGCGGUUCUGAGCUAACACAGUUACAAGCACGCCAAACGUUUAGUCGAUAUUUGGAGGCGGUAUUGCAUCGUUUAACGAAGGAACCCAGAGAUUUUCAUGAAAAACUAAUACUAAAGUUUCUAAAUCGAAUUGGUGGUGCCUUUAAAACUCCUGUUUUAUUUAAGAAUCCAGAAAAUGCGAAAGUUGUUAACAAAGCACGUUCAGCAAUGGUAGCAAAAUUGUUAUCUGAUUUUCUUGAACAAUAUAUUAGGGAUACCGAGGCGUAUAUAGAUUCUUUUGAAUACUACAAUAUGAUACCGACAAAAUUAUACAAUGAUUUUUUAAAUCAUGCAUUGGAAAGUGAUUUAGAACACGUCUUAGCGUUAAUUACGUGUUUGACUGGAUUAAUGCCUUACCUAUACAAUCGGUAUGGGCUCUCAGUACCGCCGACUCCUCCUAUUCCCUCUGGUCAGUAUGGCUUUCUGAGAGCAUUACCUGCAAUGGUUGCUCGUGGUACAGGAUCAAGGGAGUUUCACAAAUGUGAAUCAUACUUAAGAAUUGAGAAAGCAAAUGCAAGUGGUAAGUGUGAUAAAUUGCCUUAUAUAGCGGCUAAUAAGAAAAGGAAAUGAAGCAAUUUUGAAGGAUACGAUAGGGUUAUGACACUAGAACGGAAAUGGAAAGGAAUCGAUUGAAAAUUUUUAAGCAUGAUUGGAAAGAAAACUUUUUGGGUUUAUAUUUGAAGAAAUUUAUGAUGAAAAGCUGGUCUGGCUGAAAUUAUUUUGAAAUUUUAUGUGUCGAAAAUUAUAAUUAUAAAUUACGAAUAUUAACGAAAUUCAAGCGAAAAAUAUAUUUUUAGUAUUAUAAAUUUAUUUUUUCGCGUCAAAAUCUAUAAUACGUCCACACUCAAAAUAAGGCGUCUGAAGAACUGCCAGUGAAAACAAAUUUCUUUAUUUUUGAUGCAAUUGAAAUGAUUAAAUAAAAGUAAUAUAUAUUGUA